AUGGAGAGGCCCGGUUCGCGGGGCUCCCUGGCGCUGGCUGCUGCGGGCAUCUCCAAGGCGCCCACGGGGUCGCCGAUCGAGCGCCCGGAGCGUCCCAACACAGCCAACGCCAACAGCAGGCUCACCACCGGGCAGCCGCAGCAGCAGGCAGCAGCAAGCGGCGGCGCUCGCGGCGGCACGGCCCAGCCUCCAGGAACAGCGAUGAAGCACGGGGGCGUGCUGGGUGGUGCGGCGGCGAUCGUCCGGGGCACGCCGGCGCCGAGCGCCCGCCCGCUGACACAGCAAGGCGUCGGCGGCUUGGCCAAGCCUGGGACCUCCGCGGGCGGCAGGCAGGUGCUCGACCGCAACUACUUUCUGAGCCAGCUGCGGCAGAAGCGGCAGGAGAUCAUCAAUGCAACGCACGAGCUGCAGGAAGAGGUCGAGGAGCUGCAGCAGCACCAGGCAGCGGCGGCGCGCGCGAACAAGCGGGCCGGGGAGCUACAGGCGCAGGUCCGCGCGCUGCAGGAGUCGCUGGCGGAUGCAAACAUCGUUCUGGACAAGGCGGGGUUGCAUGCGCCACUUGACUCGAUAGCGGCAGAGCUGGACGCGGCCAAGUCGCGCAACAACGAGCAGCGCGCGCGCGCCGAGGGCAUGGCGGCGGAUAGGAUGGCGCUCGAGGCGGCGGCGCGGCAGGCGGAGGCGCGUGUGGCAGACCUGGAAGCUGCUGCAGAGGCGCGGCUCGCCACGCUGCCGCCAGGGCAGAGGGCUGCAUACCAGGCGCUGCAGCAGGAGCACGAGGGCUUGCUGGCCGACGCCGCGGCCAGGGAGGCGGCGCUCGCUGAGCUGGAUGAGGCGGUGGCGGCGGCGGAGGGGGAGCUGGGGCGCAACCCGGCAAAGCGGCGCACUCUUGAGCUGCAGGAGGCGGUGCGGCAGCUGCAGCAGCAGCACGCUGACCUGGCGGCUGCAGAGGAGCGCGCAAAGGCGACGCCGGAGGAGCAGAGGGAGGCGCUCAUGUCAAAGGCGCCGCCCGAGAAGGGCACCGCCCACGUGGACGUCGAAGUGAAGCGCGACAACGCUGAGCUGGAACGGCUUGCCGCCGAGGCCAAGGCGACCCAAGAGGAGGUUAGGGCACUGGAGGCCCGGCAGCAGCAGGCCGGCGCGGCAGGCGGCGGCGGCUGCGGCGGAGUUCGGGCGGAUGCAGAGGAUGAGCGCGCACGGCGUGAGAAGUUUGAGGAGCUCUGUGCCAAAGACCGGGAAAUUACGGCCUUCAUGGACGCCUUCCCGGCGCGCCGUGAAGACAAGCGGCGCGAGCUGGCUGAGCGGCGGGACGCCGCAGAGGCGGCGAUUGAGCGGCUGGCACGCCAGCUGGCUGCGGGCGGCGGCGUGGGCGCCGCCCCAGCGCGUGCGGCCCAGGCCGCCCGCCCUGAGCAGCAGCAUGCGCCCGCCGAAGGCUCCGCCGCUGAGCUUUCUGCUCGCAGCGCUGAGCUGGCGAAGAUCCAGGGGUUGGGGGCCAAGAUCACAGAGGAGCUUGCCGCCUUGGACAGGCGGAUUUCCGAGGCAGAGGCAGAGGCCGGGAAGCUAUCCGACGUCGGCGCGGCGCGCGCGGCGGCCGAGGCCCGGCAGGCUGAGCUGGAGUCGAAGAGGGAGGAGCUGGCCAGGGGCAGGGAUGCGGCAAAGGCGGCCCUUUCCGAGAAAACGCGGCGGCAAGAGGCCAAGGAGUCCGAGCUCUCGCACCACCCGGCCUGGCCGGCCGCGCGCAGGGCGGAGGAGCACCUCGCGUCCCUGCAGCAGCAGGCGGCCGCGGCACGCGCAGCGGUCGUGGCGCGGGCGGCAGAAGCAGACUGCUCUGAGCUGGCGGCGCGCGUGGCAUCCUUAGUGUCAGAGGUCAACGCGCUCCUUUUGGCCAACCCGAUGACGGGCUGA
Messenger RNA from Monoraphidium neglectum, 1902 nucleotides. Its product is annotated as intraflagellar transport protein 74/72. The transcript has 11 exons. Gene Ontology annotation, biological process: cilium assembly; intraciliary transport involved in cilium assembly. Lineage: Eukaryota; Viridiplantae; Chlorophyta; Chlorophyceae; Sphaeropleales; Selenastraceae. The record is from RefSeq and is a predicted model, not a curated record. The coding region runs from base 1 to 1902 and encodes 633 amino acids. Gene Ontology annotation, cellular component: cilium; centrosome; intraciliary transport particle B. Gene Ontology annotation, molecular function: beta-tubulin binding.